Messenger RNA from Rhipicephalus microplus (southern cattle tick), 454 nucleotides. RefSeq names its product NADH dehydrogenase [ubiquinone] 1 alpha subcomplex subunit 7. Gene Ontology annotation, cellular component: respiratory chain complex I; mitochondrial inner membrane. Lineage: Eukaryota; Metazoa; Arthropoda; Arachnida; Ixodida; Ixodidae. The record is from RefSeq and is a predicted model, not a curated record. Gene Ontology annotation, biological process: mitochondrial electron transport, NADH to ubiquinone; ATP synthesis coupled electron transport.
GUCAAGUUUCCUGACCAUCCGAGCCAAUCCACCGUGGGCGAAGGAGAGUAUUGAAGGACAGCAAAGGCAAUGUCAGCACACCGCAGUGUUUCGCCAGCGAUUCGCCUAGUUCGAGAUUUUCUGCUCGGAAGGCAUCCGAAUGGCCAACUAAGAUUCCCGGACGAGAUCUCCUCGCGGUCUCCACCUCCUCCAAAUCUGCCACCUGGUCCGGCAUGCAAGCUCUCCGGCAACUACUACUACACCAGGGACGCUAGGAGGGAGGUUGAUUACCCAAAACUCCUUUUUGACGGCACUAAACCGAUGGAGAAAAUCGAAGCGGGAGAAGGAGCCAAAGGUAAGCCCAAGCUUCCAGAACCUGGCAUCCGAUACCUGCCUUGAAGAGGGACCAAGCUCAUCUGCACCUACUGCUUCUGUAGAUAUAAUUAGGACAAUAAAAAAGUUCUUUCUAAAUUCA